UAAACCGCUUCGGACGUUUAGGCGUAGUGGGCUCCAUCGGUUACCCUUUCUUGGCUGUUUGGCCUGUUGUCUGGUUGUGGGUUGUUUGCCACUAACCGCCGAACAGAUACAGUUUGCUACGGUUGUGCGUAUUUGCCAGUGUGAAUAGUUGAGUUUCUUAAAAUAGUGUUUAUACGUUUAUACCUGAUUAGUAGUCGCUUCGUGUGCCAAAGAACCAAAUUCCAUUACUCAUUGAAAAUGCUAAACCUGGUGGGGAAAGGUGGCCGUGUGCUGUUGCUGCUGCUAGGGCUUAUCACAAUUCUCGUCCUACCGGCCGCCUAUGGUCAGUGUUCGCCGGGCGAUGAAAAAAAGGCAACGGAAAAAUCCGAUCCAGAUCAGUCCCGUACGCGGCUGUACAAGGGUGAAUCGAUCUUCACUCUGCAGCUGCUGGAUGCUAUCAACACUGCAACGCCAAACGAAAAUCUUUUCUUUUCACCGUACAGUCUGUACAAUGUGCUGCUAAUGAUGUACUUCGGUGCACAGAAUUCGACGGAGAAGCUACUCCGAACCAGACUUAAUCUGCAGUGGUCCGAUAGUAAGACCACCGUACAUGACGCGUACGAUACAGCCCGGAAAUUGUUGAAGGGUCGAUUCAACGAAAACAACAGUGUUGGGUUCAGUUCGGUCGAUAAGCUGUUCUUUGGACGCCAGAUUCCCAUCUCGAUCUGCAUGAAACAGAAGUUUGCCGACACUAUCGAACAGCUCGACUACAUGAACCAGCCCGAGGAACAGCGUAUGUACAUUAACCAAUGGGUUGAGAUGGCAACACGUGGACAAAUCAAGGACCUAUUGGUACCUGGCGCCAUCUCUCACAACACCAAGCUAGCAAUUGCCAACGCGGCUUACUUCAAGGGCACAUGGCAGACUAAGUUCAAGGCUGCUGAAACCAAAAAGGAAAUCUUUUAUAUCUCUCCCGACCGUCAACUAUUCGUCGAUAUGAUGCACGUCGAGGGAACGUUCAGUCAUGCUGCCAAUGAAAAGCUCGGUUGUCAUAUUUUGGAGCUCCCGUACAGUGCCGGUACUGAGGAUGACAACAGUGAAAACAGCGACAAUCCAAAUCAGGUAUCGAUGUUUGUCUUUCUGCCACCGGCUGAACCAAACGCACUCUCGAAACUGCUCGCCCGACUGGCCGCCGACACUAACAUCCUGCACGAAGUGGUGAACGAUGGCAUUUCGCGCAAGGUUGACGUAAAGCUGCCGAAGUUUAACAUCGAAAAAACGGUUGAAAUGAAGCCUGUACUGGAGCGGUUAGGCAUGGGUGAGCUGUUUGAGAAUACGGCCAAUUUCGAUAGUUUCACUGACGGGGGAGCAACGAUCGGCUUUGAUGAAGUGGUACAGAAAUCAAAGAUCGAGGUAAACGAAGAAGGUUCAGUGGCUGCUUCCGCAACGAUUGCCUUUUCGUUCCGAUCCUCACGACCGGUCGAUCCGGCCAUGUUCCAUUGUAACCAUCCGUUCGUUUUCAUCAUUUACGAUUAUGGCACCCGGUCCGUCCUGUUUAACGGGGUUUAUCGCCAGCCGGAGUAAUGUUCACCGAACGGUAACAGCUCACGGAAUCACAUUCCAAGUGACUUACUUUAGGGAAACGACUACUAUUUUGUUUAGAUUUAUUUAUUUUUUAACCCAAAACACGGCGCCGAAAACGGAAAAAAGCGAUCGGUCCAAAAUCAACAACAGAAAAAAAGAUCGUUGGCCUAACAGAAAUCAAAUCAGUGCAUGUGAUAGAUUUAUUUGUCACUGCAUUUUGCUUUACUUUAGUUUCAGGAUCAGUGGCGCUUUUUAUACUUAACUGUACUUGAUCACAUUUGUUAAGAAAUAAAAAAAAACGACCAGCUUUAAAUAGA
This is a messenger RNA of Anopheles moucheti, 1880 nucleotides long. Its product is annotated as serine protease inhibitor 88Ea-like. NCBI's taxonomy places the organism in Eukaryota, Metazoa, Arthropoda, Insecta, Diptera, Culicidae. Gene Ontology annotation, molecular function: serine-type endopeptidase inhibitor activity. The record is from RefSeq and is a predicted model, not a curated record. The transcript is spliced from 4 exons. Bases 238 to 1563 code for a protein of 441 amino acids.